AUGUCCAUGCCACAGGCCACCUCGAUGGAGACCAGGAAGCGUCUUGCUAAGAUCGUGCUGGUGUUCGUGGGGCUGUUCGCACUGUGCUGGUUCCCCAACCACGUGCUGUACAUGUACCGCUCCUUCCACUACCAGCAGAUGGACCUCUCCCUGACCCACCUGGUCAUCAGCCUGCUGGCCCGCGUGCUCAGCUUCUCCUCAUCCUGCGUCAACCCCUUCGCCCUCUACCUGCUGAGCGACAGCUUCAGACGGCACUUCAACAGUCAGCUGCAGUGUGGCCGGGCGCCCCACCCCCAGCGCCAGGCCAGCUACCUGCAGAGCACCUCCCACAUCCGCCUCACCUCCAUCAAGAAGACCGCCCCCGCCGCCGUCGUCACGGCAGCGGUGCACGUCACAAAUGGAGGCGGCCAGAGAUCGGAGGAGGCCCUCUGAAGUACGCUAGCGAGUACACAUGACGAGUACGCGAGCUGGGCAGGGAUAAGUGGCCUCAGAGGAACGCGCUGUACUGCCGCCCACGGCGCAGUCCAUUCAUCAGGCUUACGGACCAAACCAACAUCUCGCAUUCUACACUGAAAAAUAAAAGCAGAAACAAUCUCCCGCUGACACACAGGGGAUAAACACUUCUCGUCCAAGGAAACCUUCUCUUUCCAACGUCAACCGACAGUCCAUUCUUCAGCAUGGUUCGGAGGAAGUCCUGGAACCGGAGCCACAGGGAACUCAGUGGAACAAACAUGCACAAAGGCAGGAGAGACGGACGCUGGGAGUGUGGGUGCGAGAGAGAGAGAGAGAGAGAGAGAGAGAGAGAGAGAGAGAGAGAGAGAGAGAGAGAGAGAGAGAGACGGACAGGGAGAAUAAGAGAGAGAGAGAGAGAGAGAGAGAGAGAGAGAGAGAGAGAGAGAGAGACGGACAGGGAGAAUAAGAGAGAGAGAGAGAGAGAGAGAGAGAGAGAGAGAGAGAGAGAGAGAGAGAGAGAGAGAGACUGCUGCUUAACAGCUUGGCUAACUCAUUAGCAUGGCUGGCUGACCCACCUUGAAUGUUUACACUAAGUUAAAAUAAUGCUUAUCUUAAAAAAAGAGUCUAAUUAAAGAAAUUAUAUGUAUGGUGUUUUUUUACAUCUUUUUCUGUGAUUCUGUACUUUAUUAUUGUUUUAUUAUGGGGACCAUGUCACAAUGUUGUGGCAUUUGCCAAACAACCUUCGAUCAGGUUUCUGUAAAAUCAUGAAGUGGACUUCUUGCGUGUUUACAAUAGCAAACAGAACAGUUAUACCCGCUGAUACCUUGUUAGCGAAAAUGACACCUUUUUGGUAACUAUGUUUUUUGCAUUAACUGUUUGGUAGAUGUUUGCUCCCAGUUUCCUCUGCCUCGUUCAUUGGUUGUUAAAACUGGGAAUUAUCGUAAGCCUAUCUUCAAGGCUGGUGUUUCUACUUCUACUUCUGCUCUCCAACAUGUUCAGCAGAAUCUUGUUAAUAACACUGUGUUAAAAUGUCACCCGCUAACACGUGCAAGCACGCUAAGCUAACAUGUCUGAGUCAUGGCUGAAGGUGCAACAUUUGGUCUUUGGGUAGAUCACGGAGGACAAGAGCCCUGUCAAGAACCAUUCUCCAGUCGACAAUCAGUGGAGCUCUGUUCCAGACUCUCCUUGUUUUACUUCAGCAAACUAUAGGGGCAACAUUCAUCUGCACCAAUUACGUAUUAUUCAUAUCUAAUUAAGGUAACACCGUCUCAUUGCCAAAAUGUUGUAAACGAUUAUUUAUCAGAUGUUAUAAAGACGAUGUUUAAUGAUUUCUCAGUGCACUUUACACCUUUUCAUACACAUUGGGCUUACACACACACACACACACACACACACACACACACACACACACCAACACACACACACACAAACACAAUCACACACACACACGCAAACACACACACACACGCAAACAGAUACCCACACACACCGA
This is a messenger RNA of Gadus macrocephalus (Pacific cod), 1945 nucleotides long. RefSeq names its product neuromedin B receptor (gene nmbr). The record is from RefSeq and is a predicted model, not a curated record. Lineage: Eukaryota; Metazoa; Chordata; Actinopteri; Gadiformes; Gadidae. The transcript has 3 exons. Gene Ontology annotation, cellular component: membrane. The coding region runs from base 1 to 432 and encodes 143 amino acids. Gene Ontology annotation, biological process: G protein-coupled receptor signaling pathway. Gene Ontology annotation, molecular function: G protein-coupled receptor activity.